Molecule: messenger RNA, 2871 nt
Organism: Diaporthe citri
Lineage: Eukaryota; Fungi; Ascomycota; Sordariomycetes; Diaporthales; Diaporthaceae
Exons: 6
Coding region: 1-2871 (956 amino acids)
Molecular function (GO): phosphatidylinositol binding
Source: RefSeq, a predicted model, not a curated record
AUGUCCGCAAAUGCAAGCACAAGCGCAAGCGGGAAAGUAGACCCAAGCAAAACAAGCAGCACAAGCAGUGGCGCCAACGGCCAUGCGACCGAGUCCGGAGAUGCUGUGACGCUGCCCGUCAGGACAGACAGCAGCAAGUCCAGCCUGCCACCGCCAGGGCAGACGCUCACCGGCAAGCAGGAACAUUAUCUGAAGAGAGAGCUCAUCUCGGAGCAGGUGCGCUGGGAGAUCAGCGAGCUCAACUCGCCCACUGCCCUCCGGCGGUUUGGCGCGCCUUUCAAGUCCGACCUGGGCGAGGUCACCCCGUACGACUCCGAGUUACCGAUCCUGCGAUUCAUCUUCGUCCACCAUGUCCGCGAAUUUCCGUUCCUCGACAAGGCCAGGGAGAAGGAGUUCUGGCAGGACAAGCUACAGGUCUUUUUGGAGUCCUUUGCGAGCAAGAACAUAUCAUCCUCAGAGGACCGUCUCGAGGAGACUAAGCGUCGCAAACUAGCCCUCAAGAGCCAGAAGCUUGUGGAGCUGAUGAUGGUUUCGGGCAUCCCCACCUCGUCUGGGUUUGAGGAGAGGAUCCGCUUCUCUGAGAUGGAGGUCGUGGAUAGGGACGCCAUCGACACCGGGGUUCUUCAUACGCAGCCCGAGGGUAAUUACAUCAAUGGUUGGGACGUGAACAUGGCCGGUGUGCGCGUGACGAAAGUCCGGGGGAACAUCAGGUCUCAUAAGCACGCUGAAUUCCUGCUACGCGUCAAGAAGAAGGGAGAUUUGGAGUACUUCAUUGGCCGCCGCUAUGGCGACUUCAGUCGCCUCCACAAGAACCUGCGUAUCGAACUGCCAGGCAAGGUCCUACCACCAUUGCCCAAGAAGAACAAGUCCAGCUCCACCACUGCUGGCAUUUUCGGCUCGGGCGGCGGCGAUUCGGACGACGACUCUGUCUCGUCGGCGUCUACUCAAAGAACAGGUCUCGCCCCCAAUAACGGAGAAGAUCCCAGCAACAAGAGACUAUCAGUGAGAGACGCCCUGGGUCAUAAGAGAAAAGGUUCCGCCGCCUCGUCGAUCAGGGGGUCACCUAGGCCAUCGAUGGAUGACAGACCCGUAACACCCCUCAGCCCAGGGAAGACAGAUAAUGUUGUUCUGUUUCGGGAGAGCCAACGGAUAUCGCUCAGGUCUUUCUUGCGCUCACUUUUGCAGAAUCAGCAGAUUGCGCAGACCAAGGCUAUGCAAGAAUUCCUAACCAAGGAUCCCAUCAAACUCAGCGAUGAAGACGUGGUGGACAUCAUGAGGCGCAAGGCAGUAGAUGCGAAGCGCAUGGACGAGCAGAAACAAUUCUAUGAGAUCGCAAGAAAGCGUGCGGCCGAGCUGGACAUCUACAUGGAACAGUUCCGCCAAGAAAUCGUGGACGCCAACGGUCUCACGAAAUUGUUCCAGGAGAUUAAGGAUAAAGAGACGAUCCAGGACCUGAGCAUUCAGUACCAGAAGUUCGCCGAGUGGCUGCGGAUAGAAGUCGCAGCUACAAUCUAUCACUUGUUCUUGGCAGAAGACAACUCCCCGGAAUUGUUCACGCAGGCGAAGAGGAUACAUUCUCUCAUCCCCUACACGAUCAUCAAAAACAUCAUCCGGAUAGCAAAUCCCGCGGCAGUAAUGUCGAGCAUCUUGGAUGUGUUCCUCGCCCAGCCAUUCGGAGCCAAAUCACUGAUGCAGAGGAUAUUCUCCCUCGCGUUGCACGAUGGCAUCAAGAGCUUCCAAAAGUCCAUAGAUGCAGUGGCAGCAAACAUUGGCGAUGACGUCUUCGUCGAGAAGCUCAAGAAGUACACUGACCUCGAAGAUCACCUCAAGAUCGCCAUCCGCGAGGAGGCCGCAAGUGAGGAUGUCGACCUGGUCGUUGCUGUCCUGAGAUCAGACCUCAUCGAACCGGGCCUUACAGGCGAGCAGAUCCAACGACUAUACAAUGCCUACGUUGCGUUCAACAGUGCGGUCGAGAACGUUGACGAAGAGCUCAAGCAGGGCGCACAACUGUUCUCGUACCUCAAGACGCUCAUGAAACUAUACACUAGGCAGCGGGACAAGGAGAUGAUGUUGCAUCUUAUCGAAGAGCCUGUAACGCUGCAGUUGUUCCGGGACCUGUUCACAAUCUUCUACGAGCCUCUCGUCCGGGUGUAUAAAUCUGCAAAUGUCUACAGUAGUGUAACGGACUUUGCGGUCUUUAUGGAUGACAUGAUACAGGUGGUCGAGAAGUGCCGUGAGCAAGACGCUUCGGCAGAUCCAAAUCAGACCGUGCAAGCUUUCAUCGACCUUUGCCAGAGGCAUGAGCACAAUUUUUACAAGUUUGUGCAUGAAGUACAUGUUCACGACAACGGCCUGUUCACACAAUUGAUGGGGUGGAUUGAGGGUAUACUGGAAUUCCUCCGCAAGGGACCCCACAACGGCGCCCUAGAUAUCAAUGCCCUCUUCGAAGGAGCUAGCAGCAACAAGACCAUAGACAAGGAAGCCGCCAUCAAGGAGAUCAACGCGCUUAUCGCGUGGCAGGAGGCACGGAAGAAGUGGCACCAAGACAAGACGCGACAAAAGAUGGCUGCCGACGGCGGCCACGGCCAGCUGGACAUUAUUCCGGGCGGCAUGAACUUCACCAGCGCCGACUUUGGGCUCGACCAGAUGGACCUGGAGGACAUGGGGUACGACGACGACGACUCGGAGGACGAGGCCGAGGAGGAAGCACAGGACGAGCUGGACCCGAUCGAGGCGGAGCGAAGGAGGCGCGCCAAGAGGCAGGACCGGCUGCGGCGGACCGCCGGGGAGCCGGAGAAGCCGGCCGUGAGCGAGGUGCACAAGCUCAAGGAGAACUUCCUGGUCAUGCUAAGGCAGACGCUGGCGGAGUAG